AUGACAUCGCUAACCACCCACGGCGCCUCGGGACCGCCAGUAACUACCAAAGAUACUGUUCUUGAGACAGGAGCUUCUGUUACACAGUCCUUCGAACCAGUCAAAGCUAUCUGCGCCCACCUAAAUGCAUUCCAUGUCUAUGCUUCAGAUCCGUCUCGCUCAGUGGAAGCUAACCAUUACUGCACACACUUGAGCGCUGAUGUCAGGCAGUGCUUAAUCUACGAUGCUCCAAAGAAUCCAGCUCGGCUUAUCGGGGUAGAGUAUAUGAUCACGCCAAGAUUCUAUGAGACGCUCGAUUCUGAAGAGCGGAAGUUGUGGCAUUCGCAUGACUACGAGGGAAGUCCGACCCGAGUCCGUAGCGGUAUUCUAAUAAUGCCAAAUCCCAACGUGCCCGAUGCGAUUUGGGAAGUGGCCGAAACUGAGGAGAUGAAGGAAAUUAUCGGCCUGUAUGGCAAGACCUAUCAUUUUUGGCAAGUGGAUAGGGGUCAUACGCUACCACUCGGGAAGCCUGAGCUGAUGAUGAGCUUUACAAAAGAUGAACAGGUGCCGUGGGAGACGGUCAAGGACAGAGACGAGAGAUACGGCAUUGAAACGAGUAGAAAGAAGGGAGUUAGGGACGACAUUGAAGGUGUGGAGGUUCAUGGGGAUGCGGAUCAAUGUUGGAAAACAUAG
Cadophora gregata is the source of this 672-nucleotide messenger RNA. RefSeq lists its product as uncharacterized. The record is from RefSeq and is a predicted model, not a curated record. Bases 1 to 672 code for a protein of 223 amino acids. The transcript has 4 exons. Lineage: Eukaryota; Fungi; Ascomycota; Leotiomycetes; Helotiales; Ploettnerulaceae.